Messenger RNA from Alnus glutinosa, 1602 nucleotides. RefSeq names its product serine/arginine-rich splicing factor SR30-like. The coding region runs from base 1029 to 1568 and encodes 179 amino acids. The record is from RefSeq and is a predicted model, not a curated record. Lineage: Eukaryota; Viridiplantae; Streptophyta; Magnoliopsida; Fagales; Betulaceae. The transcript has 13 exons.
AAAAAAAAAAAAAAAAAAAAAAAAACUCACUUUCUUUUUCAUCUUCAGUUUCGUUCUUGUCAUUUAUCAAAUCUCAAUAUGCAGCAACCACGAUUUUAUCUACCAACUCCUCCACUGAAACACUGUACUACCGUAGACUCUUUUUUUUUUUUCCCCUUUUUUUUUGGAAUUUCUUGUCAGAAAUCCAUUCAUGCUUGGAGAUGCAGAGUACUAACCCCAUCAGAGGCGGCUGGAUUUUCUCCCAAAAAUCUCGUCCAUUCGCUCGGUUAAGAGAAAGAGAGAAAAGCAUAGAGCAGUUAAAAAUCAGUGCCCUGGUUUGUAUCUCUCCACUCUGCAAUCGGUCAAGAGAUCUAGCUGUUCUUCAGAAAAAUUCUCCAUACAAGAUUGGGCAGAGGCCGCAGAGCCAACCCACUGGUCUAACAUCCAUCCUGUUGAAGAUUUUUGAGCUUCGACCACCUUUGUAGUUUAAACCACCUCAAGAGAAGAGAAAAUGCACGUCAUUGACAGGGAUGGUGCAAUUUGUGAGUAGGUUUGCCGAGCCUGAAGAUCCUGAAUUUGCUCCGCCUGUUAAGAGGCUGAAACUCCUUCGGCAUUUUCUCAGGAAUUAAACGAAAAAAUUUCAAAGGAGAAAAGUCUUGAAGUUGUCUGGCAGGGCUCAAGAGCCUUCGAUCAUCUGCUCAGCGAGAAUCAAGGUCCAUGAACUGCGUCAGAAUUCGAAGGCAAAGCUGCUGAACCAGCUCAAGGAUCUCAAGGCGGAUCUUUCCUCCUCCGUGUCGCCAAGGUCACCGGCGGUGCACCCAACAAGCUCUCCAAGAUAAAGGUGGUGAGGCUGUCGAUUGCGCAGGUGUUGACGGUGAUAUCGCAGAAGCAGGAAGUUCUGAGGGAAGUUUACAAGAACAAGUACCUGCCUCUCGAUCUGCAUCCCAAGAAGACGAGGGCCAUUCGGAAAAGGCUUCCAUGCACCAGAUUAAUGUUGUGAACCCUGCCAUGGAUAAAGCAUUGGGACUCUUGCAAAAGUUUGCAAAAGCAUGCCAGGAAUUGUGGAUUAUGCACACUGUGAUGACAUGAAGUAUGCUGUCUUUUCUUGUCUUGCCCUGCAUAUCAAAAAACUUGAUGACACUGAAUUUUGGAGUACUUUUUCGUGGGCUUACAUACUGGUGAGCGAGUAUGAUUCGAGAUGGAGCUACUCUACAAGUCGCAGCCGUGAUUCAAGACGGAGCUAUUCAAGAAGCCCUGUUCGUAGUCCUUAUUUGUCAAGAAGCCCAAGUCACAGCCAUAGCUAUAGUGGCAGGAGCAGGAGCAUAUCUCCAAAGAGAAAAUAUUCAUUUCGAUCUCCCUCAGUAUCUCAUUCAAGGUUGUUUGUGGACUUCUUGCAGAUCUCAAUCCAGAUCCAGAUCUCCAGUUACUUCAGGAUCGCUAUUGAGCACAACUUUUUUGAAUACUACUUUGUAAGAUGUUCUUGGUGGACACCUAACUAUAUUUUACUUAGGAGUAUGGCUAUGUAUACAUUCUUGAUUUGGAUAUUUGUUGAACGGUCUUGUAGUGAUCUCUCUGGACUAAAUAAGUAAUACAGAUAAACUGAAUGAACAUUUUCACUACUAA